Messenger RNA from Pungitius pungitius (ninespine stickleback), 1305 nucleotides. Its product is annotated as LHFPL tetraspan subfamily member 2a protein. The transcript is spliced from 2 exons. Gene Ontology annotation, cellular component: membrane. Bases 508 to 993 code for a protein of 161 amino acids. NCBI's taxonomy places the organism in Eukaryota, Metazoa, Chordata, Actinopteri, Perciformes, Gasterosteidae. The record is from RefSeq and is a predicted model, not a curated record.
GUGGAAGGGCUCAACAGCUCAGCUCCUAAAAGAAGCACCUUAAGUAAGAGGCAUUUUAUAGUUGAGACUCUACAAGGAGGACAAAACACACGAUUCUUCGUCUCUCUUCACUUUUACACUCGAUGGGAUUCAGCUGUAAAAGUGCGGUUCUUGUUUUCAUCUCCGUUCCCGUCCCCCAGAUGACAGCGUGGGAAGCAGGGAAGAGUCAGGCGUGUCUGAUGUGACGCCAGCGGGCUCCGGGGGCACCACCUCACUACAAUGUAGACGCCAAAAACAGACGACAGAACAAGGAGGGAGAUAAGAAGCCACCGCGAGCAGAGAGAGGGACGCCGCGUGCUGUGAAUCAUUGACGUGGACCCGCUUGAGCCGCCCGGUGUCACCCGCUCCUCCCCCUCACCCCCCCCCUCCUCCUCCUGCUCCUCCCGCCCCCUCACACACACGGAAAGUUCUCACCCCCCCCACUCCGCGUCUCUCGGCUCUCUCGGGCCUCCCCGCUCUCCAAGCGCCAUGUGCCAUGUCAUCGUCACCUGCCGCUCCAUGCUGUGGACCCUGCUGAGCAUCGUGGCCGCCUUCGGCGAGCUCAUCGCCUUCAUGAGCACCGACUGGCUGGUCGGAUUCCCCCGCACCCCCGACGCCGUCUUCGGCCCCCACGGGGCGGCGGCGGCCGGGGAGGCCUACAGGCCGACGCUGGGCAUCUACGGCCGCUGCGUGAAGCUGCCCCACCUGAAGCGCCGGGUGCUGUGCGGGCCGUACGCCAUACACUUUGGGGAGAUCGCCAGCGGGUUCUGGCAGGCCACCUCCAUCUUCCUGGCGGCGGGGAUCCUGCUGCUGUGUGCCGUGGCGUUCAUCUCCGUCUUCACCAUGUGCUUCCAGAGCAUCAUGAAGAAGAGCAUCUUCAACGUGUGCGGGCUGCUGCAGGGGAUCGCAGGUGAGGGCACAUCUCGUGCUAUGUACGUUGGAGCGCCUGCUUCGGGUAAAGGGGUGGAAAUCUAGCUCAGCUUUGAGUUUACUUCAUCUGGUCAGGUGGUCAAACACCUUUGAUCACUUUUCGAUCCGGUCUAUCCGACGUCCCUUUAAGAUUUCAGUUUUUUUGUUGAGAAACUGCCACCCAAAUGUUCAGCUGAAGCUCUUCUGACUCUCAACUGGGCCUUAAAACCGGUUGAAGUUGAAGGCGCCUGCGUAUCUGCGUGUUUGUGUGCGAAAGGGUGUGCGUCCUUCUGGUUGUGGCCACUUUGACUCAGCGCGGUGAGCCGUGGAAGGGAGGAGGCCAUGAGAUCAUGACCGCCGGUUCCGCCUCCUCCUGCC